This is a messenger RNA of Uncinocarpus reesii 1704, 1182 nucleotides long. RefSeq lists its product as uncharacterized. The transcript has 2 exons. The coding region runs from base 1 to 1182 and encodes 393 amino acids. Gene Ontology annotation, biological process: mRNA pseudouridine synthesis; tRNA modification. Lineage: Eukaryota; Fungi; Ascomycota; Eurotiomycetes; Onygenales; Onygenaceae. The record is from RefSeq and is a predicted model, not a curated record. Gene Ontology annotation, molecular function: RNA binding; pseudouridine synthase activity. Gene Ontology annotation, cellular component: mitochondrion.
AUGUCUCAAGCAGCCAAUCUCGAGGGAGUUUUCGCCGUACAUAAACCAGCGGGCAUAUCCUCCGCCGAAGUCCUUCGCAACCUCCAGCACCACUUCAACCGUUCCAAAUUCUUCCAGCCAUGGAUCUCCGCCGAGCGCGAACGUCGCCAGCAGGAGGGUGGGAAAAGAAGACGCAGAGAUAAGCGCUUACAGGUCAAACUAGGACAUGGAGGGACAUUGGACCCAAUUGCCACUGGGGUGCUGGUUACGGGUGUGGGCAAAGGAACGAAGCAGCUGAAUGGCUUUUUGGCUUGCACGAAGACCUACGAGGCGGUGAUUCUGUUUGGUGUCGCGACGGACUCGUAUGAUCGUGUGGGCAAGGUGGUUAGCCAUGCGCCAUAUGAACAUAUCACGAGAGAAAAAGUCGAGGAGGCGCUGAAGGCGUUUAGAGGAAAAACUAUGCAGCGCCCAUCGAUAUUUUCGGCUCUGAAAGUGCAGGGAAAGAAACUGUAUGAAUAUGCAAGGGAGGGAAAAGAGCCGCCUGUGGAGAUUGCAGAGAGACCAGUCGAAGUGCUGAACCUGGAGAUCGUUGAAUGGUAUGAGCCUGGAAAGCAUGAAUGGAAAUGGCCAACACAGGAGGCGGGAGCUGAGGAAAAAACCAUUGCGAAGAAGAUGAUCGCACAGGAGAAAGAUCUUAUCAAUGAGGACCUCAAGCAUGGAGAGGAAAACGACUCCUUGAAAAGAAAAACACCUCCAAUACCAGAUGACCACGCUCAGGGGACCGCACCGACUACGCAGGAGCCCUCAUUGAAACGCCAGAAAACAGAACUAUCCAACGAGGAGACCGCAACAGCUUCAGACUCAACCACACAGCAGCAAUCCGCUCCGACCCCUGAAGCUCAAAAAUCCGAACCCGCGCCCGACUCCUCAGAAUUACAUCCCCCUCCACCCGCAGUCAAGCUCACAAUGACGGUUUGCUCGGGGUUCUAUGUCCGAUCCCUCGCGCACGAUCUCGGUCUAGCACUCGGUAGCAAUGCAAUAAUGAGUGAGUUGGUACGUACGCGGCAGGGUGAUUUUGAGCUUUCCCCCGAGAGGACAUUGGAGUAUAAGGAUCUAGAAGCGGGUGAAGAAGUGUGGAGCGCAAAAAUGCAAAGGCUUCUAGAUGACUGGCGGGAAAAGAAUAAAGCAAAAGAUGGAUCUUGA